CGUCUGAAACCUACGCGGGAGGCUGGCUUGGCUUAACUAUUAACCCUCCGAGCGGCGCUGGCCAAGUAAAGAUCGCGGUAAUGCGAUUGAAAACUUGGACACUCAGAGCCUUCAGCGGCUCUGCUCUUUCACCAGGAUAUUGGUUCGCUUGUCUGGGGCUCAUUGCCAUGCGAAGGGGCUGACAUCAGAGCACCUUUUGUUGCUAAAAGCUUUCUCCGAGAGAGAGCCCGAACUAGCAGUCAUGUGGAGUUGGGAGAGUCCAUGUUGGGAAAAGGGCAGAAAGCGAGAGUUGUCGACAAGUUGAAACCUAACACCUAGCCGGUUCUCAGUUUGAGCUGGGAGAAUCUCGCCACGCUUUUUCUACCCAGACGUCUUUUGUGCUCGCCGAAAGAAGGAAGGGACCCCCAUCUUUUCUCCUGAACACUGGAGCAGGGUUUCUUCGACCACCCCCACAGAAAGAGCGUGGUUGCGCCUCGCUUGGCUCUGCCAUCCUGUUGCUUUGCCGCGGCAAGUGGGCAAAGUUUGUGCGGGACAUGGAGGAUCUCUGGCGCGCGAAGGAGAGCUGAGCCCGAAUCCGGCGGCACUUCCCAAAGGGCCCCACAGCCUCCCACCUUCUCUUGCGGGGCGUCCCUGCGGGGAGGGAGAGCCGGGGAAGGACGGGGCGGCAUGCUGGAGAGGCUGGCCAGAAGCUCGGGCUAGGAAGGCUGGACUGGCGGCCAGGCGGGAGGGUUUGAGGCUGUGGGGUCGCCCUCGGCCAGCGCCACGCUCCUGUGCGCGGCUCGUGUGCUGAGCCCCGCUCGCUGAGAGGAACCGGGCGAUGGAGGAGGAAGAGGAGCAAGCCUCGGGUGCGGAGUCCCAGGCGGGCGCGAGCGGCAGCGACAGCGGCGGCGGCGUGCCCGAGAGUUUCUCCAGGCUCUGGACGGAUGUCAUGGGGAUCUUGGACGGGUCAUUGGGCAACAUUGAUGAUCUGGCUCAACAGUAUGCAGAUUACUAUAAUACCUGUUUUACUGAUGUGUGUGAAAGGAUGGAAGAGCUGCGUAAACGAAGGGUAUCCCAAGACCUUGAUAUGGAGAAAUCUGAUGCCAGCUCCACAUCCCUACAGCUGCAAUCCCAGAUUGAAGAAUCCCUUGGCUUUAGUAGUAUAGCAUCCACACCAGAAACAGAAAGAAAGUUCUCUCUUCAUAAAUCAAGUUCUGAAGAAAGUGCAGUUGGUAAAGUAGAUUGGAAAAAGAAGAAUAAAUACUUCUGGCAAAACUUCCGAAAGAAUCAGAAGGGACUAAUGAGACAGUCUUCAAAAGGGGAAGAUGUUGGUUACGUGGCAAGUGAAAUCACAAUGAGUGACGAGGAGCGGAUCCAGUUAAUGAUGAUGGUCAAAGAGAAGAUGAUUACUAUUGAGGAAGCUCUUGCAAGGCUUAAGGAAUAUGAAGCUCAGCAUCGGCAGCCAGGAAACAUGGACGCAUCUGAAUGGUCUGAUAGUCCUUACCCAACUUUCGAUGUUUCUUCCAAUUGCAAUUCAAGAGAGCAAUCAGAUGAUGAAUCAGAAGAAUCGGUGAAGUUUAAGAGACUGCAUAAGUUGGUCAACUCAACUCGCAGAGUGAGAAAGAAAUUAAUUCGAGUGGAAGAAAUUAAAAAGUCCAGCACUGAAGGUGUGGAUGAUAACUCCCUUGACACUCCUGCAGGACCAGAUGGCAGAUCGGCACUUUACUCUGGAAUUCACAAGAAACAACUCUUUUUGGAUAAUUCCUCUGACAAACAGCCAGAUGAUGAAAGUGACUCACUGACCAUAUCUCCUUCAUCCAGCAGCCUGGACACUUGGGGUACGAACAGGAAAUUGCUUAAGACCUUCAGUAAAUCUGAUAGUCGUGGCCUUAUAAAACCCCCAAAGAAGCUUGGGACAUUCUUUUCCUAUCCAGAAGAGGAGAAAAUACCAAAAGUUUGCCGCUCUUUGACAGAUGGAGAAAUGAAGAACCUUGGCUCUCUCAGUCAUGGGAGAACCUGCAGCUUUGGUGGCUUUGAUUUGGCAAAUCGUUCAUUGCACAUUGGAAACAGUUCAGAUCAGAUUGGCAAGGAUGGAGAUUUUGUCUACAAAGAAGUGAUCAAAUCCCCUUCGACUUCCCGCAUUUCCCUUGGUAAGAAGGUGAAAUCCGUAAAAGAAACCAUGAAGAAAAGAAUGUCUAAAAAAUACAGCAGCGGCAACUUGUCAGAGCAGGAACCCAAUCUGGAUGCAAGGCCAGAGUCUCUUCAGGCACCACAGCCAGAUACCGAUUCUUUGGAUAAACCAAAAUUGAAAGCUGGUGGUUCAGUAGAAAGUUUGAGGAGUUCCCUAAGUGGCCAGAGCUCAAUGAGUGGGCAGACAGUAAGCACGACAGACUCUUCAACCAGCAAUAGAGAAAGUGUUAAGUCUGAAGAUGGUGACGAUGAAGAACUUGCAUACAGAGGGCCUUUUUGUGGCCGUGCCAGGGUUCACACUGACUUUACCCCCAGCCCUUAUGAUACAGAUUCUCUUAAACUCAAGAAGGGUGAUAUUAUUGAUAUAAUUAGCAAGCCUCCCAUGGGUACCUGGAUGGGUCUUCUGAACAACAAAGUUGGUACUUUCAAAUUCAUCUAUGUGGAUGUGUUAAAUGAAGAAGAAGAGAAGCCUAAAAGGCCCACGAGGAGGCGCCGAAAAGGAAGACUACCUCAGCCCAAAUCUGUGGAGGAUCUCCUUGAUCGCAUCAAUUUAAAGGAGCACAUGCCAACCUUUCUUUUCAAUGGCUAUGAAGACUUAGAUACCUUCAAGCUCCUGGAGGAAGAAGAUUUGGAUGAGCUCAACAUUCGGGAUCCUGAGCACCGAGCUGUUCUCUUGACAGCAGUGGAGCUCCUACAGGAAUAUGACAGUAACAGUGACCAGUCAGGCUCCCAGGAGAAACUCCUUGUAGAUGGCCAAGACGUGAGUGGAUGUUCUCCCCGGGAUUCAGGCUGCUAUGAAAGCAGUGAAAACUUGGAGAAUGCUAAAAUGCAACAGCCUUGCCUCCUGCCGUCAAAAUUAGCCAGUGAAUAUAAUUUGAAGGAUUUCCACCGAAACCCACUAGUGAAUUUUCCAAAUCUACCCUUAACUAAAUCAACAGACGCUUUUCAGCAAGAAGAGAAGACCCAGUUCAGCUCUGUGCAUCAAAUUUCAAAAAGCUGUCUCAAGCCUCCAGCAGCCAUGGGUUUCAAGAAGAAAGGCAGAAGUUUGCCAAUUGGUAUCUAUCGAAGUUGGGAGAUUUUAGAAAGUGCCCCGAGUAUGCCUAUGUGGCCAAGAUCCCAUUCUCUUGGAGAUCUUCAUGGAAACAUUGGCGCUGAUAAUAUAAAAUCAGUGGAUACCUUACCUUUGGAUUCAACAAAAAAGUCAACUGAUUCUGAAGAUGUUGAGCAGAUGAUAAAACUGAUGAUGGCUAAUCAAAGAAAAGGGGUUGUUGAUGCACUUAAGGGGGAAAAAAAGGAAUUCCAUUUCUCAGCAACCAUGCCUUCUACUAGAAUGCUUCCUCGGUGUUUGACUCAGAAUUGUGAUAUUCGGACAUCUUCACUUUCAUAUGGUAUGACCUGGACUCCUUUUGAAAGCUGUAAAAAAAGCACCCUUGAUCUUGGAAAAGCUAAUCGUUCUAUUUCCAAAGAGAAUAUGGAAACUGAUCAGAAGGAUAUGGGUGAAGCAAAAAUGCAACCAAAAGCAUCUUCACAGCCACCACCAGUCCCUGCAAAAAAAAACAGAGAACGCAUUUCUAAUGGACACUGUCAUCUCCCCUCAGCCCUUUCUUGUUCAGAUGUACCAUCCUUGCCAGCAAAAAAACUUACCCCAUCUGGGUCCUCCAGUUCCCAUGAACUGACUGCAUACAGAACAUUUCCUGAUCAGGAACCCAAAAGUCCUUCCAGCAUAAGGCCUCCUUGGUUGUCAGACCUUCCAGAAACAGCUAGUGUCCAGCAACAUGUGUUAAAGCUAGAUCCUUCUUCAGUAAGGAAGAUAUCCUGUAACAGAGGACUGGAUCUUGAAAUGUUGAUAGAAAGCAAGCUGCAGUCUGAAGAUAUUGAUCUUACAGAGGAGCCAUAUUCUGACAAGCACGGCCGUUGUGGGAUUCCUGAACCUUUGGUGCAAAGAUAUGCUGAAGACUUAGAUCAGCCUGAAAAGGAUGUUGCUACGAACCUGGACCAAAUACGGGUGAAGCAGCUGAGAAAACAGCACCGUAUGGCAAUUCCAAGUGGCGGCCUCACUGAAAUUUGCCGAAAACCUGUAUCCCCUGGAAACAUCUCUUCCAUAACUGAUUGGUUGGUUUCUGUGGGCCUCCCAAUGUACUCAGUUUCUCUCAGAGCUGCAGGAAUCCAUGAUUUAAGUAAAGUGCCUUCUCUGUCACAAACUUUGCUUCACGAGGCCGGCAUCACUGAAGAGAGGCAUAUAAGCAAGCUUUUAGCAGCAGCAAGACUUCUGAACCCAGAGACAAUUUAACCUAUUCUGGAAUAUAGUAUCUUUCUGUUGGAAAACCUACCAUUUCUUUUAAAAGCAAUUUCAUCAUUAAUUGCCCCAAAAAACAGUUUUGGGAACAAGCAAAUCUGGUCCUUCAGAAGGCUGGAGAUCUUUAUGGUUUCAUCCUGCUCCAUAUAAAGCUGUAGAAUUGGCUGUCCACGACAGGGAAGCGGUAUGACCUGUUUUUUCCUCAAAGAAAAGGCACAACAAAUUAUAUUAGUUUGCUAAGGACUCCUAAGCUUGCUUUUGGCCAUUAAAAAAAAGAGAACUUUCUAUAUUCUUGAAAAUUCAACAAGAACAACAGCAAACAUCUUCAGUUUUUCUUCCAGAAAUGGGGGGAGGUAGCAAAUAGUAGGCCUCUAGAUACUUUGGUUCCAUUCAAAGGCUAAAGUGUAGCUAACUGACCAUUAAGGAUUUUUAGCCCUAAAUGUACAUUCAAAUUCAUGUAUCCUACUGAGGGAAAAUAUAAUUACGAGCAAACAUAUUAAGGAUUAAUUCUCUAAUAGAGGUUCUUUCCUCAUCCUUUCCAUUUCAGCUAUUUAUAUAAAAAUAUAUUCAUAAAGCUCUACCUUCCCAGUAGUUUCCCAGAUGCCGGAACUGGAAGUCAGAGGUGAUGAACACAUAGCUUUUGAACUUCCCCACAAACAGAAGAUGAGGCAUAGACCAAUAGUUGAGGGCCCCAGAUUUCCAUCUGACUGUAGCUAGGUCAGAGUUCCAAACUAGGUAUAGCUUACCUAUUACUCAUUGCAACUUACCAAUUUUUUUAAAGCUCCUUGUUUAGAAUAAAGGUAAUUUUGUAAAGUUUUGUUUAGCAACCAGUUUUGAUUUGCCUUAAAAUGCUUUUGAGCAGUUUACUUACCAGCCUCCAGGUUUAUAAGACCUUUCAUUGUUGCAGUUUUAAUUUAGCAACAGACUUUUAGUCUAAAGAUUUCCUGUAUCUCAUAACAUCUCCUUUUGUAAAGUUGCUUUUUUGAAAUCACAGACUUUAGUUCUCAGGCUAACAAGAUGUUUAUAGCAAUUAAUGUUUGUUGGCAUUACUAAAAGGCUGAAAGAUACUUUGCCUUUUGUAUGUAUAUAAAUAUAUAAAUAUGAUAAAAAUGCUUUUCCAUGUUAAUUGCAAUUUUGUGUACUGUGAUGCAGUGUCGUUCGGUUUGCUGCAGCUUUGACUUGGUAUCCUGACCAAAUCAAUGGGACAUUGGUUCCUCCUCCUGCCCCAAAAGACAAAAUUACUGACUAAAUAAGCAACAUACCACCCAUCACCCAGAGAAUCAGAAAAAUAACUCAGUUUCAGUUAUUUUGGGGGGGGACCCUCAAGCUAUAAUUCCUGUAAAAGUAGGUAAAGCAUGUCUAUUAUUAGGUGUUGAAAUGACUUACUAGAAUGGGCUGCUGGAGCAAACUGGUUUUGUUUUUUUUGUUUUGCAGUACCAUGUUCUUGUUUACUAAAACUAUUAAACUAUACAGUGUAAAAUCUCUUCCUUGUUUCUGUGGAUAUAGAUAAACUUUAUUUUUGUACAUGAUCAGACAUACUGUAUACCAAAUAAGCUUGACACUUCGAUUGUCCAGUAGUAUCUACUAACUACUAACUAGCUACAAUAAUGAAGGCUUUUUCAGGAUAAGUAAUGCCCCAAUAGUUUGAAGAUGUAAUGGACUCGGUCUGAGCCUGGGAACACAAAGCCUGAUUUCACUUAGGUUCUCAUCACCUCUCUGUGCCUCCCUUUGCAUUACCUCUAAAACGGAAAUAGUUUUACUUCAAAAGUGCAAUAUUCAGCUUAGAACAUUUCCACAAAGCAUAAUAUUGCCUUUCCAAAAACUCUUUCUCACCAGGUAUCUUUCUUCUUCCUACUUUCUUUAAGAUAUUUAUCAGGUAUUUGAGGAAUUUUACAAAAAAAAAAAAAAACCCUCACCUUUCCAACUUUCACCUAUUUUAUCUGUUUACUCUGACAAGCACAAAAGUGAUUAAAGAUUUCUGCUUGCUAAAGGAAAAAAGGAUUGCGGUGAGUAUUUCUUCACAUAUACAAAUUUAUUAUUUUUUAAUUAAAUGAAUGAAUGACCAUAUAUGCAGAGAGAUAUAGUGCUCUGCAUCUAGGUUGUGUGGUUAUAAACUUGUAAGAUUUGCUGGAUUUUUCAUCUAUUUGUAAUAUAUGUACAUGUUAAUUUUAAAAAAAAAUUAUUACCAUAAAUGGUGAUCCAGUGGAUGCUGAAAGUGAGCCACAGAAAUAUGUCAGAUAUAAACAGUGCCAUUAUGGGUUCAUGUUUACAGAAUCACAGAAUGACAAAAAAAUCAAUAUUUUAUACAUCUCAAGAAUUAUAUUCAUGAGGAAGGAAACAAUUUGUUAAUCUGGGAUCAGAGGGUUUUUAGACACCAUUCAUGCACGAAUCCAGUGCCAGUUUUAUUGAUAUUGCUAUAUACUGUUUAAAAAUAAUUUUAAUGUGUUGUUUAAUCUUUUGUUUCACUCAGACACACACACACACACACACACACAGACCCAAUUCUUAUGUAUAAGAAUUACAUAUUAUUAUAGUAUACAACUGACGCAACUGCUGACCAUUUCCCUGGUAUUCAUAUUGAUUCUGAUAAAGCGUUAAAUAAUUUAGUAUUUCAUGUUGUAGAGGAAUUCUAGGUGACACAAGAACCCCUAGGUUGGAAACCAUCAACAUUAAGCUAGACUCUUGUAUUGAUCUUCUGCAGACAAGAGGACCAUUUUAAUAUAUACGGAGGAUGGUUUUUAACCAGCAGUUAAUCAAAGAGUCAGCAGGGCAUGCUUCACAGUCCUCCUGAGUAUUGUUCUAAUUAUAAGUUUGCCUUUGGGUGCAAGUGGUAAUGCUGUAAAUAAAGAUAUCAGAGCACAAAUCCUCAUUAAUCUUAUUUAUGCAAACUGUAGUGGAGCAAUAAAGGUCAAUUCACCAAGUCAUAGCUGUACAUAUGUAUUGUAUUAUUUUUAAGCAACAUAUUUUGUUCAUGCUAAACCCUAACUGCAAUCUCUCUUUGGGAAUUAAAAAAAAAAAAGCAAAGUA
This is a messenger RNA of Python bivittatus (Burmese python), 7492 nucleotides long. Its product is annotated as SAM and SH3 domain-containing protein 1. Lineage: Eukaryota; Metazoa; Chordata; Lepidosauria; Squamata; Pythonidae. The record is from RefSeq and is a predicted model, not a curated record. Gene Ontology annotation, molecular function: mitogen-activated protein kinase kinase kinase binding. Gene Ontology annotation, biological process: positive regulation of JUN kinase activity; positive regulation of non-canonical NF-kappaB signal transduction.